AUGUGGUGGCUGUUGAGGAAUGCUGUGAGGCACUGUAGAAGUCGAAGUUUGUAUCCAUUUCCGAUAACGUUCUUCCAAAAUUGCGCUUCGAAAAGCGAUCCUGUUGGCACUUCAUCCAAAAAUCAUUGGAGAGUGAUGAAGACACCGCUUCGGCGAAAUAUUCCUUAUAUCGCGAAGUACCCGGAAAAUGUUAUUAUGAUGUGGAUCGGGAGUACUCCACGAAUAGCUCGUAACAAGAUCUUAUUUACGGAUGGAAUGGAGGAGCAUUCUCUACACAUCCAUUUCGUGUACUGUGUUCCCCAUUCUAAGACUUUGGUCGAAAUUAAUCUUGCUCGUCCCUUGGACGAAUUAUUUUUACGAACAUGUGAAAAGAUAAAGGAAAAAGUCAACAAAUUUAUUCAUAAACAGCCAAAUAAAGUGGUUUGUGACGAGACUGGGGCCUCUGAAUUUGUAUUUUCUGCACCAAAUCAUCCCAAUUUGCUUCUUUCCACGAACGAACAAAUAUAUAAGGAUGAGAAUAUACUCGAUGUAUGUAUCAAUAACGAUAUGUACCGUUUAUUACGAAACCCUCCUCGAUGUACAAAGCUAGUUCUAAAGUUGAAACCAUUAGUAGGAUGCCCUCUCAUGGCCAGUUUCUCAUUAGCGGGAAACUCACGAAAAGUAGAUCCAUCAUUUCACUGGUAUGCUGGAGAACCUGGUGCAUCUUUAAUUUUGCCAAUCGUUAAUAAUAUUCCGGGAGGAAAAUCGAAGUAUAUGAUGGAUGGUUGGACCUAUCGUUUCACGGGCAGAUACUUUUGUCCUGGUGUUGAGGAUGUUGGAAAACGUAUCUGCGUAUUGCUCGAUAUGGGAUCAGAUACGAUCGUAUAUUGUGCUGACAGUGGUGGCGAAGUUUCUGAAGUCGGUGAAACAUUGAUUUUCGAACAAAGACAAGCUACUUGUUGUCAAGAAUAUGCAAAUAGUAGAAAUACACGAGUGAUUUCGUAUAAUAUUCUUGCUAACCUAUACUUGGAUUUAAAGCUCAAACAAGAAGAUUUGCAUUUUCCCUAUUGUGCAAAAGAGUAUCAGAACUACGACUAUCGAUACCCUAUUUUACUUCGAGAAAUUCCUGGUUACCGAGCAGAUAUCGUAUUUUUGCAAGAAGUAGAUGAACGAUUGUGGUUACGCUUCUUACCUGAGGUGAUGAGCAGCCAUGGAUAUGAUUGCUACUUUAAAAAGAAAGGAAUGAAAGUAAAUGAAGGAUUAGUCGUCUGUUUUCGUAGGAAUCAAUUCAGGUGUCUUGAAAGCCAUAACAUGUGGUUGCCGGACCUUCUAAAUACUGAAACAUACCCUGAGAACGUUGAUAUAAUUGAGCUACUGAAAAGCAGUGAUGAAUUAAAUGCCAUGUUUAUAUCAAAACCUGCAGUCAUACAGGUGUUAGUAUUGGAUAACAGUAGCCUGUUCGCAGAAGGGAAUGGUAUUUUACUGCUUGCAAAUACUCAUUUGUAUUUCGAUCCUCGUUUUGAAAUCAUCAAAAUACUGCAAGCAUUACUAUGUGCUCGAUGGGUUGUGCGUGUUGCUACAGAUUAUGCAAAUCACAAUCCUAGAGCAAAGUUGCAUAUCCUGUUUGCUGGCGAUUUUAAUAGCACACCAGAUGGACCUGUCUAUCAUUUGCUCAGUACAGGAAAUAUAUCGAUCAAAAGUGAGUGCUGCUCGUACAGCCAGCAUCCACAUGGUGACGUAAAUUUUACCAUUCAACCGUCUUUUUCAUCGUUCAGCUUGAAGCUGACAAGUUUAGGAGAUGAAACACAAUUCACAAAUUAUACACGUCAUUAUCGAUAUGAUGGACAAAUUGCUGGUUUCGAAGGAUGCUUGGACUACAUUUGGGGAAGUACUAAUGUGAAAGUACACAAAGUCAUUCCAGUGCCACCCAAAGAACUUGCUAAGAAGUACGUUGCACUACCGUCUAAGAUAUCUCCCAGUGACCACCUACCAUUAGUUUGUGAUAUACAAUUUCGGUGA
Loa loa (African eye worm) is the source of this 1998-nucleotide messenger RNA. Its product is annotated as endonuclease/Exonuclease/phosphatase. Bases 1 to 1998 code for a protein of 665 amino acids. Lineage: Eukaryota; Metazoa; Nematoda; Chromadorea; Rhabditida; Onchocercidae. The transcript has 12 exons. The record is from RefSeq and is a predicted model, not a curated record. Gene Ontology annotation, molecular function: 3'-5'-RNA exonuclease activity. Gene Ontology annotation, cellular component: mitochondrion. Gene Ontology annotation, biological process: nuclear-transcribed mRNA catabolic process, deadenylation-dependent decay.